Messenger RNA from Vanessa atalanta (red admiral), 1334 nucleotides. RefSeq names its product protein Teyrha-meyrha (gene tey). Bases 81 to 1106 code for a protein of 341 amino acids. The transcript is spliced from 7 exons. Lineage: Eukaryota; Metazoa; Arthropoda; Insecta; Lepidoptera; Nymphalidae. The record is from RefSeq and is a predicted model, not a curated record.
CUACCCGAUUGAUUACGACGCAGCCAUUCCACCUAAUACCUGAGGACUAAUUGGAGACCAACACAACGGCUGCGGUUAUCAUGGAGGGUUUCCUUCAUCAUAUGGCGCCGCAGUUCCUGCACCCAGCGCUGCAGAGUUUCGGUUGUGGUGCAUUUCGGCCGAUAGGAGGUGCAUUUCAUCCGCUUUAUCCCGGAAAAGCAUUUGCUAGACAUUUGGGGGAGCAAUACGCUCUUGGACAGAGUGUCGGACAAGCAUUAAGAGGUGUCCGCGAUGACAAUAGCACUCCGCCGCUCUAUCGACAUACAUAUGCGGUGCGCGACGACACGAGCUCUCCCGGCUCCGCGGCCUCGGCCUCACCGCGGCCCUGCAAAGACGAAGACCAACCAGCUACCGCUACUUGUUCUGAUUCCCAUGAACUAUUUUCGCCGGACGGUGAACGUAAGUCCGCUUGCGGCGUUUGUGGAGCCAGACUCGGUCCAGGCGUCGCGCAAGCGCAUUUUUUGCAAGAACUGCAGCAUUUGUACAGCCUAACAGCGAUACCUCGCGAAGCGGCAGCUCCUUCACAUUCGCUUCAUCACCAAGAUGAGGAUGCUCGCUGGGAGACUUACCAACGUAUCCGCGCAAACCGACAGAGGAGACUAAAAUUGCGUACACGCAAGCGUCACCAUACUGUGGAAAGCAUGCUCGGUUACGAUUUAGAAGAUGAAAGGCGCGAGGAACGUCCACGCGAGUCUCGUUCAUACGAUGCUGAAGACGAGCCUGUCGAUGUAGAAGGUGACUCGCUCGGUUGGCCGGAAGCUGCCAUAAACGUCGACGAAAAAGAUUCACGCAACGAUGGAGAAAAGAUACACCUGAGUUACGCUGAAGAUCUUGAAAUAUCGAGCACCAACGAUACGAUGCAGUCGCCUGAACGCGUGAGGAUUGAGACUCCCAAGCCUCUGUCACUCGAGUGCGCCAAGACCGAGAGUGUGGAGAGGCCGGCCGAGGUGAGCACGUCGGAGUGGGCCGCCGGCACGGACACGUGGCCUGCGCUCGCCGACGCUUACGCCCAUGCUCGCCACAAGAUCGACGGCGAAAUGCCUUCCUCGACAGACUCGCGCAACUAAACCUACUUUAUUCCUUAAUCAUAUGCUACGAUUUGUUGUGAUUGGAUGGUCCAAUAGUCACUGUAACUGACUUCUGUGCCAUCGGUUACGACUUCGGUCCUCUCUCAGGAUAGUUAUUUGUAUACCUAUAAAUCACGGGUAUCUAUUGUUAUAUCUGUGAGUUGGGUGUGUUCGGACCCUUAACACGAUGUCCUCUUAGUAUCCGAGUAGUAAGGGCCUUUGAUCAUG